Messenger RNA from Mucor velutinosus, 1902 nucleotides. RefSeq lists its product as uncharacterized. The coding region runs from base 1 to 1902 and encodes 633 amino acids. The record is from RefSeq and is a predicted model, not a curated record. Gene Ontology annotation, molecular function: protein binding; single-stranded RNA binding; RNA endonuclease activity. Lineage: Eukaryota; Fungi; Mucoromycota; Mucoromycetes; Mucorales; Mucoraceae. The transcript has a single exon. Gene Ontology annotation, biological process: regulatory ncRNA-mediated post-transcriptional gene silencing.
AUGUUUGUGAACAUUGACGUGAGUGCAACAGUCAUGUAUGAGUCUGGUCGAUUGCCUGAAAUUGCUGCUAAGAUCCUAAACAAGCGCUCGCUCAAUGAACUGAGGAUGGGAGUCCCUGAUCGUGAUAUGAUCAUGCUGAAUAGACUCCUGAAAGGCCGAACUAUUUUAGUGACUCAUCGCGGUGAACGUCGCCUCACCUUCAAAAUUACCAACUUGGGUGGUCCUGCCAACCAAGUGGCAUUUGCUGAUGCCAAUGGAAACAACAUCCUAGUGUCUGACUACUUUUUGCAAACGUAUAACCUACGCCUCAACUACCCCUUCUUGCCAUGUGUUGUGGUUCGCAAAGACAUCUUUUUGCCUAUGGAAGUCUGCGAAAUCACAUCUGGUCAACGCUUUACUCGAAGGCUGAACCCAAGACAGACGACUGAAUUUAUUACUGCCACUGCCAAACCCCCUCAAGUUCGCUUUAACAUGAUUAAUCAAGGCUUGGAUCUGUUGCGACAUAGAAACAAUCCCUAUCUGGAAGAAUUUGGUCUCAAAAUUAGCCAAGAGAUGGAGAUUGUCAAUGCCCGUAUCAUGGAGCCUCCACGAGUCGCCUUUGGUCAAGCAGCUAUCCGACCUCAACCCAGUGGUUGGAAUCUGCAAGGAAAGCAAUUUAAGCAGCCUGCUACAUUGGCAUCCUGGUCUCUUGUCAAUUUUGCUGGUGCUGUUCCCAUUCAAGCUAUCCAGCGUUUCAUUCGUGAAUUGGUGACCAUAUUCGCAGGGUUGGGCAUGGCCGUCAUAAAUCGCAAUCCACCCACUCUGAACGCAGAUCCUCAAGGCAAUAUUGAGCGCACGCUCAAGGAAGCUUGGUUGAAUGCUGGUAGACAAGCGCGAGCAGAGCCUCAACUGAUUUUCUGUAUACUCCCCAACCUUGGUAGUCAACUCUAUGGUGAGAUCAAGCGUAUCACGGAUACUGUCAUCGGCGUGCCUUCUCAAUGCUUACAAUCCAAGCAUAUUGCUCAAGCCAAGAAGCAAUACUGUGCCAACGUAGCAUUGAAGGUGAAUGUCAAGCUGGGCGGAACCAACCACGUAUUGCACCAUGAGGAGAUCCCAUUCGUCUCUAACCGGCCAACCAUCGUCUUUGGCAUCGAUGUGAGCCAUCCAUUCCCUGGUUCCAACGCACCUUCUGUCGCUGCUGUCACUGCUUCCGUGGAUUCAAUGGCUGCUCGUUUUGUCGCCACGAUCCGUUUGCAAGCUCGCACUGAAAUUGUCAGUGAUUUAGGCAAUGUCAUUAUUGAAUUGCUCCGUAAAUUUUAUCAAAAGACGGGUCUGAAGCCUCAACGUAUGAUCUUUUAUCGAGAUGGUGUUGCCGACAGCCAGUUCCAGCAUGUCAUGACCGCUGAAGUCAAUGUCAUUCGCCAGGCCUGUGCGCAUCUUGAUCCAGACUUCCGGCCUACUAUUACUUUUGUGGUUGUCCAAAAGAGACAUCGUGUUCGCUUCCUCCCUGCCAAUCGCAAUGAUGCUGAUCGCAGUGGAAAUUGCUUGCCUGGCUUGGUCGUGGAUACCCAUAUUGUUCAUCCCUUUGAGUUUGAUUUCUACUUGCAAGCUCAUGCUGCCAUCAAGGGAACUGCUCGUGCGACUCAUUAUUAUGUCUUGUUUGAUGAAAAUCAAUUUAACGCCAACACUUUGCAAGAUCUCACCUUUAAGUUGUGCUACUCUUAUGCUCGUUCCACUGGUCCAGUCUCUCUUGUUCCUGCUGUGUACUAUGCCGAUCUUGUCGCUGCUCGCGCUCGUCUUCAUCGCCCUAGUGAAGAUUGGUCUGACACGACAAUGACUGGCGAUACAGCUGCAAUGGAAGCUCAAGUGGCUGCCUAUGCUACUGUAGAUGCCAAAAUUAAAGAUAGCAUGUACUUUAUGUGA